Molecule: messenger RNA, 4411 nt
Organism: Limanda limanda (common dab)
Lineage: Eukaryota; Metazoa; Chordata; Actinopteri; Pleuronectiformes; Pleuronectidae
Product: anthrax toxin receptor 1-like
Exons: 18
Coding region: 392-2257 (621 amino acids)
Cellular component (GO): membrane
Molecular function (GO): signaling receptor activity
Source: RefSeq, a predicted model, not a curated record
GUGAGUACAAGGAGACUUGUGAAAAGAGUCUUAGAGUUGUUAGACCUCCAGGAUCCUGGUUGCAUAUCUGUAUCAUUAACAGAAGCAGCAGGAGCUGGAGGAGGUAGUGGAGCUUAGUGCAUGCUGAGCAGGACCCAGUGAUGAGACAGCCUCAACAACAACAACAACAGUGAGACCCUCAACACUCAUGCUUCCUCUCUCUCCUCCACGUCUACCUGUGAGUUACGGCUCUCCUCUGGAUUAUUGCUUUUUCUUUACCAUGCUGAAGGCACCUGUGGAGGAUUGAACCUGCACGAAGGACAAACUUCUCUUUACAAAUUUUGAUUUUAUUAUAAUUUAAGCUGGUUUAGUUCAUCACCUCAUCGGUUUGAGAUUUUCUUCAGCUGGAAUAAUGCCUUGGUGCUGGAGCAGAAACUUCUGGUUUCCAGUGGUGCUGGGUGCUGCAUUGGUUGUGCUCACUGCUGGAAAUGCUGGACCGGACCAGGCAAGAAGGCAGGCUGGGUCGUCCUCGUGCUAUGGAGGCUUCGACCUCUACUUUGUUUUGGACAAAUCUGGGAGUGUGCAGAACCACUGGACAGAAAUCUACCACUUUGUUGAACAUCUAGCUCAUAAAUUCAUAAGUCCACAGUUGCGGAUGUCCUUCAUCGUGUUUUCCACUGACGGACAGAUUUUAAUGAGCCUGACAGAAGACAGGGAACGCAUUCGCAAAGGUCUGGAGGAGCUGCAGCGGGUUCUUCCAGGGGGAGACACCUUCAUGCAUGAGGGCAUCUUGAGGGCCAGUGAGCAGAUAUACUAUGGAAACACUGAAGGUUAUCGCACUGCCAGCGUUGUCAUCGCUCUGACAGACGGAGAGCUGCACGAGGAUCUUUUCUAUUACGCUGAGAGAGAGGCCAACCGUUCCCGAAGUCUGGGGGCCUCCGUUUACUGCGUGGGGGUGAAGGACUUCAAUGAGACACAGCUGGCAAAGAUUGCUGAUAGCAAGGACCAUGUCUUUCCUGUAAAUGAUGGAUUCGAGGCUUUGCAAGGGGUCAUUGAUUCGAUCCUGAAGAAGUCAUGUAUUGAGAUUCUGGCAGCAGAGCCCUCCAGCAUCUGUGCAGGAGAGACCUUCGAGGUGGUGGUGAGAGGAAAUGGAUUCCUCCACGCCCGAAAUGUUGACAAAGUCCUGUGCAGCUUCCGAAUCAACGACACCCUCACCAAAAUGGUGAAGCCUUUGAUUGUGGAAGACACAUAUCUUCUCUGCCCUGCACCAGUGCUUCAAGAUGAGGGGAUGGCAGCAAAUCUCUACGUCAGUAUGAACGAAGGUCUCAGUUUCAUCUCCAGCUCAGUCACAAUAACCACUGUGGGAUGUUCUGACGGGACCAUCCUGGCCAUCGCCCUGCUCAUCCUGAUGCUGCUCCUGAUCUUGGCUCUUCUCUGGUGGUUCUGGCCUCUUUGCUGCACUGUGAUCAUCCAUGAACCCCCACCUCCACUUGAAGAGGAGAGUUCGGAUGAUGAGGACUUUGAUACCCCCAAGAAGAAGUGGCCGACUGUGGAUGCUUCCUACUACGGAGGAAGAGGAGUAGGUGGGAUCAAAAGGAUGGAGGUACGCUGGGGUGAGAAAGGUUCCACAGAAGAAGGAGCAAAGCUGGAAAAGGCCAAAAAUGCCAAAGUGAAGAUGCCAGAGCAGGAGGACGAGCUGCCCUCCACACGGAUUCUCAACAAUGGCAUGCAUAAACCCCCGGGGCCACGCAAGUGGUACUCGCCAAUCAAGAGCAAACUGGAAGCAUUGUGGGUACUUUUGAGGAAAGGCUACGACCGUGUGUCAGUAAUGAGGCCUCUCCCAGGUGACAAGGGCAAAUGCAUGAACUUCACCCGCAUGAAGUCUCCCCCCCCUCGCUACCCUCACUACAGCCACCACUCAUCUCCCAUCUACAACCCCCCGAGCCAGAGUCCACCGCCACCGCAGGGCACCCUCCCACCGACCCCCGGCAGCCCUCCAUCCUCUCCGUCUUUCUCCUCCUGCACCCUCCCGUCAUUGCCUCCUACGCCUCCCCCCACCUCCCCAACCCCCUCUCCUCCCAUCACUCCUCCCCCCUACACGCCACCUCCCAACCGCGCUCUCCCUCCGACCAACAUGCCCGCACCAGCGCCGUCUGCGGCCUCAUCGACCCCUUCACCUCCUGCCUCCCCAACGGGCUCCUUGCCUCCUCCUCCACAGGGACCUCCUCCUGGUCGAGCCCCUCCCCCUGCACGCCCACCGCCUCGCCCUGGGCUCUGAAGCUCCAGCCUGGGAUGGGAGAGAAUCCCACAAGUUUGAAGAAGGCAACACAGAGUCCCACCAGCAAUCAGCACAUGACCACCCUUGAUUAGCUGGAGGCCAGGACAUGUGGACACUUGUGCCACGCUCAGCGGACUGUGGCCUUUCUGCCUUGUGAAGAGGAGCAGCGAGGACUUUUUUUCUGCUAUUUGUCUACAGUGAAUGUUGUACACAUCUAGCACAACAGUGCAAUUGCUCUGAUGCUUGAAUUACAGAGACGUUCCCUAUGAAUGAGGUCAUGCGGGCCGGCUGAAAAACAUUUGCCUCCCCGGACCUGUGGGCUGUCCAGGCCCUGAUGACUUCACCAUGAGAUCACAAGAUUGGAUGAACCCGAAUCAGCUGCUCAACAAGGAGCCGAGUUGUUUUGAAAAUGAUCACUACACUAAAAUAUGUGUAACGUUUCAAUCUUUUCUAAUAAGAGAUAAGAGGAAUCUGAAAGUCCCUGUUUUUCUGUUUUAGAAGGUUGAGCAACUGCAUGCCAUCGUGUUUGAGUCAGGAUGUUUGUUCUAUUGUUAACAUGUCUACUUGGUUUUAUACAUCAUACACACAUCUUUAGUUUGUCUAUUUUUGUUGAAUAGACCAACUUUUUUAAGUCAAAAUUUUUGAUGUUAGAGAAAAAUCCUUGCUGUUAAGAACAGCAAUGAACGUGACUGAUCUGAACGCAACUUUUGACUUCCAUAACCUAAUAAACCACCCUAAUGUGCACAUAGGAGUGAACAAUAAAAUGGGAUUCAGAUACUUAACUUUACACCUAUAUACAGGUGCAUCUGAAAAUAUUACAAUAAUACAACAAAGUUUGAGUAAAUUACCAUAAAUACUGUGUAUCUUGUCAUGUGAAUUUCUCAAUAGUCACGCACAAGUCAUUACAAUUGUUCUUUCUGGAAGUUUAAUUCUACAUCUGCAGAUGGGCAUCACCGUACAAAACCAUGGCAAAGAUUUUAUACAAUGAGCAAUGACAUACAGGACACACAGCACUUUUAUACAUUUCCAAGCUCCUCCUGGAGAGGAACACAUGUUAUCGAUUAAAUAGGUGACCAGUAUCCUGUCUUCUGCUCUGUAUCAGGCCCCUUGAGUUAAACAUCUGUAUUAUAAGAUCUCUUAUCAAUGUUUUACAACCAACUCACAUCCCUGUCAUGUUAAUUAAUUGUUAGGUGACCCUGUGAGUGACAAAGUCAUUGCUAGGUGACCAUGUGAGUGAGGAGGUCAUUGUAAGGUGACCAUGUGAGUGACAAGGUCAUAUAACAUAAGUUGCUUGAGCAACACCCUUAUAUGUAAGGGAAUCCAUUUGCUCAUCUUUCUAUACAUCAAAGUGGUUCCUUCCAUGAUUCAAUGCCCAAAUGGUCAAAUUGCCGCCACAAUCUCUUGGUCAGUGGUCCAAAGUCCUGUUUUCAGAUGCCAAGCCACAUUAAUGCAAUAACUCUAAAGGAGGCCUUGCCAAGUAUUGGCUGAAUUGAAAUCCUUUAUUGAUUGAUCUUAGGAAAUACUCAAAUACUUUGAGCUGUAAGACGUAAUCAUCACAAAACCACUUGGAAAUAUUUUCAAUUUCACUUUACGUGUAUGAAUCCAGAAUAUAUUGAAGUUUCCCUUAAAAAAAUUACUUUUCGACAAGCACCUUGAGAUGCACCUGUAUAACUGAUAUGGCGUAUGCUCUGUCGAUCAAGAUGUGGACAAAAACGUGUCCAAAUCAGGGAAACACUUUGCACAUUGUUUUGCUCAUCCAGCCACAGCCUCUUACGAAAGCUGGUGUUUUAUGUAAGUAAUCAAUUUGAUACAAUAACCAUGUGUGUUCAGAUCUGUGUGUGUGUGCCAGAGAGAGAGAGAGAGAGAGAGACUAAUGUAAUGUAUCUAUUCAUGACUAGAGGGAGUCAGUUGCCAGUUUCAACAAAUUUUUUUGCACAACAUCCUUGCAGCAUGGAUCACAAUAAAAGUGUUCUGUUCCACGGGUCACAUGAAGUUCAGAUUGAUAUGAAGCUGCUCUGUGAUGAUCAGAGGAUCGGCAGCAGAAUGCAAAGCAAUCACAAUCAGAAAGACAGUAUGCAACUCUCCGUGGAUACAGUAUGUAGACACCCAUGUCUGUAAAUAAUCAAUAAUAAAUAAUAAAAGUGUACAAAAGAG